ACACGAGCAUUAAGCUCACUGCACUGAAGAAAGCACAUCGCCUUCAUUUUGCCUCAAACUUCGUUCCAAAUUCUUUACGCGUAGCAGGGUUGAAGUAUAUCCCUGACAGGAUAUAUGAAGGAACAGGAGCAGCUGGGAUGAAGUCAGCCGAAAGCUCUGCUGGAAGCAUGAUUCGCUCCUUCAUAUAUUCCUGAUUGCCUGGGAGGGGACGGCGUGUUUCCUCUGCAGGACGCUGCUGACUGCAGGAAAGUAAAGGGCCUCCAGUGGCUCAGCAUGGAUGUGGUGGGAGAAAAUGAGGCCUUGCAGCAGUUCUUUGAAGAGCAAGAUGUUCAUAGAGCCUUGGAGAACCCCGUGGUGGAUACCAGUAUGUUGGAAGAAUUCCUCAGCAGUGACUUAGAGUUUGGAACCUUGCAAAGACAGUUGCCGGACUCUCCACCAGACUCUGGGUCAGAAGCAUAUUCUCCACCACAGCUCAAGACCCCGUGGGGUGAUGCUACGUUGCCAAGUGGGCAGCAGUCUCCAUUCCCAUGUCCAUCGGCUGUGGCACCCAGCAAGCUUCCCUACAGAUUCCUGGAGACUUCUUCUGACCCCAAUAGCAGUGGACAUCCUUGCAGCAUUCCCCAGGGCUGCAGUAUGAAGAGAGAUAAUGCUGUGACUCCAUGGAAUGACUCUACAUCCUCCAACUCUUUGGGUUUUAAUUAUUCAUACUUUCAGCCAAAUGUAUCUCAGAUUUAUAGCACUCCCACAGCAUCAGGCAUAAAAAGGAAGCUCUCACAGUUGCUUGGAGAUACCACCGAUCCUCAAGUCUGGUGCAACAACUCCAGUCAAGCAGUUCUCAAGGACUGUGCUGCUGAAGUGCAAGAAUAUGACAGUGAUGGACAGAAUGCAGCUUUGGAAAAAUGCUGCCAAGCUCUAACAUGGCAACUAUAUCAAACUUCUCAGUGGAACAGCUUAGUGAACUCUAAUUAUGAAAAACUACCUGCUGUAGGAUAUCACAUUGUCACAGACAAAGGAUUUAAUUUUUCAGCAACAGAUGAUGCCUUUGUGUGCCAGAAGAAGAAUCAUUUCCAAAUCACAGUCCAUAUUAGAAUCACUGGUCAUCCAAAAUAUGUCAAAACUCAGCUGGGGGUGAAACCAAUAGAGAAGUUUUACUUGAAAGCUUUUGGAAUAAGGAUGGAAGCUCCAAAUCAAACAAUUGCUAUUGAGCAGUCUCAGUCAGAUCGAAGUAAAAAAACUUUCUAUCCUGUUAGAGUUGAUCUGCCAGGGGAUCAGAUAACUAAAGUGACAUUGGGAAGGCUGCAUUUCAGUGAAACGACAGCAAAUAAUAUGAGAAAAAAGGGGAAACCUAAUCCUGACCAAAGAUACUUCAUGCUGGUGGUUGGACUUUAUGCUGUCUCUCAGGACCAAUUCUACUUGCUGUCUGCAAAUAUCUCUGAAAAGAUCAUUGUAAGGGCAUCUAACCCAGGGCAGUUUGAGAACGACAGUGAUGUGUUGUGGCAGCGAGGACAUGUUCCAGAGACAGUAGUCUGUCACGGUCGAGUAGGAAUUAACACAGAUGCACCAGACGAAGCACUGGUUGUCUGUGGAAAUGCAAAAGUUAUGGGCAGAGUCAUGCAUCCAUCUGACAGCCGAGCAAAAGAGAAUAUCCGGGAGGUCGAUACAAAUGAGCAGUUGAGAAGAAUAACACAAAUGAGGCUGGUGGAAUACAACUACAAGCCUGAAUUUGCAUCUGUUAUGGGAAUAGAAAAUACUCAUGAAACAGGAAUAAUAGCACAGGAAGUGAAGGAACUUUUACCUCAGGCUGUUAGAGAAGCUGGAGAUGUCGCUUUUAAUAACGGCGAAAAAAUAGAAAACAUCCUCAUGGUUGACAAGGAUCAGAUCUUCAUGGAAAACGUAGGUGCAGUAAAACAGCUUUGCAAACUAACCAACAACCUUGAAGUCAGAAUAGAAGAAUUGGAACAGUGGAACAGAAAACUGGCCAGGCUGAAACGGUUAAGCAGUUUAAAGUCAACAGUCAGUGAAAGGAGCACAGUCAGCAGUUGUAGUCGAGUCACUAGUCUCUUGCCAUCGAGAAAAUCAGUCCAGCCAAAAUCCAGCAAGGUUUGUAUAUCGAAGAGGAAAGAGUCUUGCUCCAGGAAGAUUUUCCGGGUGACUAUAUUAGCUUUGGUUGCUGUUAUGGCACUAUGUGCUUUGACAAUAUCGACCCUUUACGUACUUAGCAUCCAUGACAAAUAUCUUGAGAAACAUGUUUCCAGCAAUACCUCAAGUUCUGUUGUACUCUUUCCCUCUACCACUACAGCAGCAUUACAGGAAAGCACAAUUUCUCAGAGCACACAAACCGUCAACGGGAUUCCUGAUGUGAACUUCUGUGAUCUUUUGCCUUGUGACAAGGUUUAUUGUUGUCCAAUUCAUCAAGCAAUGGUCAAAUAUCAAAGUUAUGAGGAAACCAAUUCAGAGAGGACACGAAACAAAUGUGAUGUGCUGCUUGGAGGAAAUGCUGAUGGGAGACCUGAUCUUGGAACUGAUUGGAUUGAUACAACGAUCAGAUCCGUACAGAUUUUGGAAACACAGCAACUAAUUGACAGUCGCUAUUGUAGUAGAAAUCUACAGUGCAGGUCUGGAAAUUACAGCUGUAGUAUUCCCAUUAGCAAGUACACACCCAUAAAUGUGGAAAUCUCACUGGAAAUCAACACAACAGAACCAUUAAUUAUAUUUCUCUGCAAAAUCACAUUUGGAAAUUAUUGCUCCUAUUAUUCUUCAAGACGAAACAGUGUGAAAAAUUUCCAAGAAACCACACAGGGACGUCAGCAUAUUUGGACUCUCCCAGUCGCUAGGCUGUAUGACAGCGCUUACUAUUUCCGCGUAGCCGCACCGGGUCUUGUGAGCUGCUCAACAGAUCCUUAUUAUGCUGGAAUUUUUUUUACUGAUUACUACUUCUAUUUUUAUCGGAAGUGUAACUAAAAUGUUGCUGAUCACUCUGUACUUUGGAAAAAAGAAAAAAAAUGAAGUUCUUGAUAUGAAAAAGAGACUUGUGUAUGGCCCUGGAUUUUUAUAAGCGUUUUACUGAGUUGUAUGCCAUUUUCUUGUUUGUUUUGCUUUUAAAUUAAAGAAAAAUAAAAUUUUUGACAACAACUGUAGUUCUACAUUUCCAGGAACUGUUUCUAAAAGGUCAUGAGGCAAUAGAGUACAUGACGUAUAAACAAAUAAUCCCAUCCAUCUUAGUGCAGUUGCAUGAUAGUAUACAUACAGCAGACAAAAACAAAUGGGUGGGAGCUCUGCUGAACUGGGAUAUACUCCAGCCUUCAGAAGAUGGUAAGAUAAUAAAAUGUUACUUGCAGUUAGAAGGCGUAAUUCUGUCCUGCAGCAAUUUAAGUUCUCUUAGUACCUGCUGCCUUUUGUUUGUACAUAAACCUACUUCUUCUCCAGAACCUAACAAAAUUUCCAGGGAGAAGUGAAGCGCUGCGCAAAUGUCCUCUAAAUUAAAUGCUGUAAAUUGAGUAACAGCAGUUUGAUUCCACUGUGUGUAAAUAUUUCCAUCUCAGAAAGUAGGCUCUCGUUACCACUACAGUUGUGUGACUUAACAAAGCUGCAGCUGUUUGGAUGAGAUGUGUUUCAGGUAACUUUUCUUUAAAACAUUACAGCAGAAAUGAACUGCUUACUCCUAAUUUUCUUGGUGGUUGUGAUUUGUGCUAGUGUGAUGAAAGAAGAGAAAUAUUUGAGAAGAAUAAUGACUUGCCUGCACAGCUUUCCAAGAUGGAUGUGGAUACACACUUGCAUGGGAAAAAGUCAAAUGCAAUUUCACAUUAGUUGCUCAGACAAAAGGAGCACAGAUGGAAUAACCAAAAACAGUAUGAGUAGUGAUGUGGGACAUGCCUAGAACAACCAACCGUUCAUUUUGUGUGGAGAAGGGAAAAUAAAUUUAAUGGUGAGACUGUAGGCUUUCUAAGAUUUAUAAUGUAAAAGUUAAUGUGUGGGCAACCUUGCUCUGCGUGAGCUUCUUUAUUUAGUGGUGGAAAGGAAACAUGAGGAAGAAAAAUUAAUCUCUGAAUAUGAGCUAACCAUAGUCUUUGUAAACACCAAUGCAUCUUAAUUGCAUAUUUCUUGCCUGACAAAGUGAUGGCAGAGUUUAAUUUGUUUCUGUUUCUAUGGCUUCAUUUGCUAUUUCCUUUGUCAGUGUUUCUGGAUUUCCUUUAAGAGUGAUCUUCUUACUGAUUUUUUUAGUUUUAUGUGUUUCUGUUAGUGGUUAUUUUUUUUUUAGCUUGGGAAGUAUUUACAAAGCAGAUGACAUGUUCUGUUGUACUUUGAAUCUUCAAAUCCAAAAGCAUCGUUUGUUUGUGCCUGUAGCUUUUUAUGGUCCGUGCUUGACAGCAAUUCCUAAGAAACAUCACCCAGUCUCAGAUGAACAAUAAUGCUGUGUGCAUUUUGAAAGAAAAUACAGAUUGAUUUUUCCAAAUGAAAAAUGUGG
Messenger RNA from Lagopus muta (rock ptarmigan), 4465 nucleotides. RefSeq names its product myelin regulatory factor like (gene MYRFL). The transcript has 25 exons. NCBI's taxonomy places the organism in Eukaryota, Metazoa, Chordata, Aves, Galliformes, Phasianidae. The coding region runs from base 274 to 2961 and encodes 895 amino acids. Gene Ontology annotation, cellular component: endoplasmic reticulum membrane; nucleus. Gene Ontology annotation, molecular function: DNA-binding transcription factor activity; sequence-specific DNA binding. Gene Ontology annotation, biological process: protein autoprocessing; positive regulation of DNA-templated transcription. The record is from RefSeq and is a predicted model, not a curated record.